Molecule: messenger RNA, 753 nt
Organism: Entrophospora sp. SA101
Lineage: Eukaryota; Fungi; Glomeromycota; Glomeromycetes; Entrophosporales; Entrophosporaceae
Source: the annotation of a GenBank genome assembly
AUGUCCCAAAAACAACAAAUUCUUGAUAAACAACUACAAAAUUAUUAUUAUGAUGGACAUUCUGUUCGGCAAUUUCAGCAAGUACAACAUUCGCAGGUUCAAAAUUCCGAACAGCGACAAAUUUAUGCGCAACAAAUUAAUAAUCCAACCCAGCAAAUUUUUCAACAACAAAUUCAACAAACUCAACAAACUCCAAAUAUUGAUCAAGAAAUCAUUCCAUUCGAUAAUUCAUUAUCAAUUAUUGCAACAAGUCCACCAUUUCAAAAAGUGACUGGUAUCAAUAACAAUAAUGACAUGCUAUCAGCGCAAUCUUUACCACAACAACCCCACCAAUUAGUUUAUGUUAAAAGUAGCUCGCAUACAUCGUCUUCACCUUCGACUAAUAACGAUAUUAGUAAUAAUUUUAAUGGUCUAUGUUUUAGUAAAACUCUCAUUAAGGAAGAAAAGGCUGUUGUUGCUUUAACUAAUGAAUCAAAGAAUCCUGAAUUUGUAAAAUUGGCCAUUGAUGCUAGUCUUGUUAGUCAUACUUCUAUUACUGCUGCGGCAGAAUGUAGUAAAUCCUUUUAUAAAUUUCUUAGAAAAUGGAUUCACCCAAUACAUUCAUUAAGUGAAUGGACAAAAGAAACUCCUGAAAUUUCCAUUAAAGAAAAUAAAGUAACUUCAAAUUAUUUUUGGCUAUGGAAUUAUAAGAUGAAAAUACAUGAGCAAAUGAAUGUUGGUAAUCGUUUACAAAAUGAAAAGUUGUUUAUUUAA